Molecule: messenger RNA, 1829 nt
Organism: Nasonia vitripennis (jewel wasp)
Lineage: Eukaryota; Metazoa; Arthropoda; Insecta; Hymenoptera; Pteromalidae
Product: esterase B1-like
Exons: 9
Coding region: 269-964 (231 amino acids)
Molecular function (GO): hydrolase activity
Source: RefSeq, a predicted model, not a curated record
CGUUGGAUUCGAUAAGCUGUAGUCGGAUUUGAGAAGUACGACUGAGCUGUUUUGCGACGCUCCGGGCGGUUGACAGAGCUACCAGUCAUGACUUGCAUACAUUGCAACAAUACCGUUAAAUUAAACGUUCGUAACUUACAUAAGUAAACCUUUGUAACUCAAAUCAUUGAAAUACAACUUAUUCAAUAUUCCUGCAUAUAAGGAAGCAUUACCGGUACUAUAGAGAGAUCAUCACGAUAUCAUCACCAGACUCUUCAUCACAACAAUAAUGCCUUCGGUGGCAUAUAUUAUCGCGUUUCUGCUUAUUAUUGGAACUUUAACGGAAGCAACAACGUAUACAUCCGUUGUACAAACUGAAGAUGGCCCAGUACGUGGUAAAAUUUUGUCAACCAUGAGACAAAAAGUAAACUAUGCAUCAUUCAGUGGGAUCCCUUAUGCAGAACCUCCAGUCGGAGAACUUCGCUUCAAGCCCCCUGUUAAGAAAGAAAAAUGGACCGAUGUAUUAGAUGCUGUUCAAGAAGGAAAUGUUUGUCCUCAAUAUUUAAUAUCGAACGAUAGUCAUAUUGGAGCAGAAGAUUGUUUAUUUUUGAAUAUCCACACUCCAUUGACUGACUUGUCGAACGUGAAGCAAUCCGAUUUAAAAGCUGUUUUAUUUUGGAUACAUGGAGGAGGAUUUCUUGGAGGUUCUGGAAAUGCGCAUACAUACGGACCGGACUUCAUCAUUGAACAUGACGUACUUCUAGUUACUUUUAACUAUCGACUUGGACCACUUGGAUUUCUUACUUUAAAUAAUAAAAAUGCUCUUGGAGAUGCCGGUCUCAAGGAUCAAAAUUUGGCUUUAAAAUGGGUCAACAACAUUCAGAAAUUUGGCGGAGAUCCCAAUAAAAUAACGAUUAUUGGUCAAAGUGCUGGAUCCGUAGCUGUUGAUUUUCAUGUUUUGUCAGAUGUGUCUGCAGGCACAUAAAUAAUCAUAGUUACAUUACAUUCACUGAUUAUUAUUAUUAUUAAAAUUAUUUUACAUUUGACUUAUUAUUUUAUGCUAUUUUAAAAAUCAUCAAGGAGUAUAAAUAUUGAUGUAUCAUUUUCAACUAUAAGUAAACAAAUUGCUUAAGAUGAAGUCCCAUUACCAAAUAAUUAUUUAUUUUAUUUCCAGGAUUCUUUAAGCAAUCCAUAGCGAUGAGCGGAUCGCCGCUCUGUAUUGUAUGGGGACUUCAGUCGAGACACGAAGGAGAAAAGAAAGCCUUUGAGCUUGCUUCAAAAUUAGGAAUUACUACUAAAAAUAAAGAUAAAGUAUUAGAAAGUCUUUACAAACUUCCAGCAGCAGACAUUCUUGAGAAAGCUCAUGAAAUGAAAUUGUUGCCAUUCCGUCCUGUUAUCGAAUCCUGGUUGGCUGCUAUAGGACAAGAAAAGUUUCUAUCUAAAUGUCCAGUUGAUAAAUACAACUCUGGUAAAUAUAAUAAAGGUCCGCACAUGAUGGGUUUCGUAAACGUUGAAGCAAAGGCAAUUUCUGAAAGUUCAUUUUCUGCACUACCAAAAGUUAUUGCCAAGCAGUUAAUACAGACAGUUACCGACUUAGCAUUCAUCACUGGAAUCGAUACAAAGCAACAACUAUUGCGAACUCAUAAUAGACAUCCGAUCUACUACUACAGAUUUUCUCAAGAUAGCUCUGAAUACCCUGGAUUUAUAGCCGACAAAAACCACUUGAAUAUUACCGUGCUGGUCAUGCCGAUGAUCUAGCUUACUUAUUCUACUUUUCUGAAGUUGGACUGCCGAGUGACCCAGCCAUUGAAAAAACGAGCAGAAGAUUGGUUAGAUUUGUAACGAAUUUC